Pleuronectes platessa (European plaice) is the source of this 6267-nucleotide messenger RNA. RefSeq names its product microtubule-actin cross-linking factor 1, isoforms 6/7. Lineage: Eukaryota; Metazoa; Chordata; Actinopteri; Pleuronectiformes; Pleuronectidae. The transcript is spliced from 37 exons. Gene Ontology annotation, molecular function: microtubule binding; cadherin binding; structural molecule activity. The record is from RefSeq and is a predicted model, not a curated record. The annotation marks the transcript as partial. Gene Ontology annotation, biological process: regulation of microtubule-based process; intermediate filament cytoskeleton organization; wound healing. Gene Ontology annotation, cellular component: intermediate filament; cytoplasm; actin cytoskeleton.
CUGCUCCAGAGGUUGUUGGACGACCGGAGACCGACGGUGGAGAUGAUCCGAGCUGAGGGCGAGAGGAUCGCUGCCACGGCCGACACUCAGGACCGAGAGAAGAUCCAGACUCAGCUGCACGAGCUGGCAGAGAGAUGGACCGAGCUGCUGGACAAGGCCAGCGCCAGGCAGCGGCAGUUGGAGGAGCUGCAGGUUCUGGCUCUUCACUUCCACGAGGCCCUGGAGCCGCUGGGGGAAUGGCUGAGCGCCACCGAGAGACGCCUGAGCUCCGCCGAGCCCAUGGGAACCCAGACGGCCAAGAUCUCCCAGCAGAUCACCAAGCACAAGGCGAUCCAAGAGGAUGUGUCCCUGAGAGAAGCCGAGGUCGACCACCUCGAGUCCCUCAGCCAAUCGCUGACCCCGCUCAGCUGCGCGGCCGACCGCGAUUGGUUGAACGAGCGCGUGGGCGCGGUGAGGUCGGGUCACUCGGAGCUCACGGAUUGGUCCUCGCGGCGCGCCGGCCUAUUGGAGCAGGCGCUGGCCAACGCUCAGCUGUUCGGGGAGGACGAGGUAGAGGUGCUGAACUGGCUGGCUGAGGUUGCUCAGAGGCUCGGUCAGGUCUCCGUCCAGAACUACCAACCUCAGCUGCUGGCCGAGCAGCACAAACACACUCUGUCGCUGAAUGAAGAGAUCGUGAGCAGGAAGAAGACGGUGGACCAGGCCGUCAAGAACGGACAGGCUCUGCUCAAGCAGACCACAGGUGAGGAGGUUCUCCUGAUCCAGGAGAAGCUGGACGGCAUCAAGUCUCGCUACGCUGAGAUGACGGCCGGCAGCAGCAAGGCCCUCCGCACCCUGGAGCAGGCCCUGCAGCUCGCCACGCGAUUCGCCAGCGCCCACGAAGACAUCAGCCAGUGGCUGGACGGCGUGGAGGCGGAGCUUAACAACGUGGAGCCCGACGCCUCACCGGCCUAUCAGGAGAGGCAGAAGGAGCUGAAGAAGGUGUCGGCAGAGAAGCGCCUGGUGCUGGACACGGUGAACGAGGUGGGCGGCGCCCUGCUGGACCUGGUGCCGUGGCGAGCCAGAGAAGGUCUGGACCGACUGGUGGCUGAUGGGAACCAGAGGUACCGCCAGGCGGAUGAAACCAUCACUCAGAGGGUGAAGCUGGUGCAAGCUGCCAUCCAGAGGUCCCAGCAGUACGAAGAGGCCGUGGAUGCAGAGCGGGCCUGGGUCGGGGAGACCGAGCGCAAGCUGGGUUCUCUGGGGCCCCUGAGCCUGGAGCCUGACGUGACCGUGGCUCAGCUGCAGGUGCAGAGGGCCUUCAACAUCGACAUCAUCCGGCACAAAGACACCGUGGAUCAGCUCCUCAGCACCCGGGAGGAGAUCCUGGAGACCUGCAGUGAGGCUCAGAAGGAGGCGCUCAUGGUGAAGACCGAUUCUCUGAGUGCUCGUUACGAAGCCGUGAGCCACAACCACGGAGAGCGCUUCUCGGCUCUGGAGCAGGCUCAGGUUCUGGUGGCUCGGUUCUGGGAAACGUACGAGGAACUGGAACCGUGGCUGGGCGAGACCGAGACCCUCAUCAGCCAGCUGCCCCCCCCAGCCAUCGACUCGGACGCCCUGCGGCUGCAACAGGACCAGAUGAGACUCCUCAGGGAGUCGAUCGCUGAGCACAAGCCUCACAUCGACAAGCUGCUGAAGAUCGGACCCCGGCUGGCGGAGCUCAGCCUCCAGGAGGGGGCGACGCUGACCCAGCGCUACACCAGGUCCGAGAGGCGAUACCUGGCCAUCAAGGAGGAGGUGAAGGGUCGAGCCACAGCGCUGGACGAGGCCGUGUCCCAGUCUGCACAGCUGGUAGAGUUUCACGACAAGAUGGACCCCCUGCUGGAGACCCUGGAGGGCGCGGUGCAGCGGCUGAGGUCUCCGCCCCCGGUGGCGGCCGAGGUGGACAAGAUCCGGGAGCAGCUGGCGGAGCACCGCGCUCAGGGCCUGGAGCUGGACAAGCUGCUGCCGAGCUUCUCUGCCCUCUGCGCCCGGGGGGAGGAGCUCAUUGGACGAGCCGCCCGGGACGAUCCUGCUGCUCAGGCCGUUCGCUCCCGCCUCCUGCGCCUGCGCUCGCUGUGGGACGAGAUCCGGCAGCGGGCCGAGGAGAGGGAGGGGAAGCUGAACGACGUCCUGGACGUGGCCGGGAAGUUCUGGUCCGACGUGGCGGCGCUGCUCAGCACGCUGCGAGACUCCCAGGACAUCGUGAGGGAGCUGGAGGACCCGGGGGUGGACCCCUCGCUCAUCAAGCAGCAGGUCGAGGCUGCUGAGGCCAUCAAGGCAGAGACGGACGGCCUGAGGGAGGAGCUGGAGUUCGUCAGGACCCUCGGGGCUGACCUCAUCUUCGCCUGUGGAGAAACCGAGAAACCUGAAGUCAAGAAAACCAUCGAUGAGAUGAAUGCUGCCUGGGAAGGUCUGGACCGGACCUGGAGGGAGAGGAUGGAGCGACUGGACGAGGCCAUGACGGCGUCGGUGCAGUAUCAGGACGCUCUGCAGUCCAUGUUUGACUACCUGGACAACGCGGUGAUCAAGCUGUGCGACAUGUCGACUGUGGGAACUGAGCAGGGAACCGUGAAGCAGCAGAUUGAAGAGCUCAAGAUUUACAAGGUGGAGGUUUACCAGCAGCAGAUCGACAUGGAGAAGUUGUGCCACCAGGGGGAGCUGAUGCUGAAGAAAGUGUCCGACCAGACCGACAGGGACAUGAUCCAGGAGCCGCUCACCGAGCUGCGCCACCUGUGGGAGAACCUGGGUGAUAAGAUCAACCAGAGACAGCACAAGCUGGAGGCUGCCCUGCUGGCUCUGGGUCAGUUCCAGCACGCCCUGUCUGAGCUGCAGGGCUGGCUGAGCCACACACACACCACCCUGGACUCUCAGCGACCAGUCAGCUCUGACCCCAAGGCCAUCGAAAUCGAGCUGGCCAAACACCACGUUUUGCGUAAUGACGUCCUGUCCCACCACGCCACGGUGGAGACGGUGACCGGAGCUGCCGCCGAGCUGCUGGAGUCCUCGCCCGGCGAUGAAGCCAGUCACCUGCGGGAUCAGCUGGAGCAGCUCAACCAGAGCUGGGAGAACCUGCUGCUCAGGACGCAGGAGCGGCAGAAACUACUGGAGGCCGCUCUGCACCAGGCUGAAGGCUUCCACGGGGAGCUGGAGGAGUUCCUCCAGUGGCUGAGGAGGACGGAGAGCCAGCUGUCCGCCGCCAAGCCGACCGGCGGCCUCCCCGAGACGGCCCGGGAGCAGCUCCAGCAGCACAUGGAGCUUCAGGCUCAGCUGGCUCCGCGAGGGGACCAGUACCAUCGCCUGCUGGACCAGGGAGAGUCCAUGCUGCUGGCCCGGGGGGGGGAGGAAGCAGCGCUCGGUGCCACGCAGACCCAGCAGAACCUGGGCAUGCUGCAGAACAAGUGGGCCAGCUUGAACACCAAGAUGGAGGACCGCAAGGCCAAACUGGAGGAGGCUGUUUCUUUGGCCACUGGCUUCCAGACGUCUUUGCAGGACACCAUCAUCUGGCUGACCCAGGCCGAGCAGACCCUGAACAUGGCCCAGCCCCCGAGCCUCAUCCUGGACACGGUGCUCUUCCAGAUCGACGAGCACAAGGUGUUUGUGAACGAGGUGAACACCCACCGGGAGCAGGUCCUGGCUCUGGAGAAGGCCGGCUCUCAGCUUCGCUUCGCCAGCCUGAAGCAGGAUGUGGUGCUCAUCAAAAACCUGCUGCUCAGCGUCCAGGCCCGCUGGGACAAGCUGGUGCAGAGGUCACUGGACCGCGGCCGGCACCUGGACGAGGCCCGCAAGAGAGCCAAACAGUUCCAUGAGGCGUGGAGGAAGCUGACCGACUGGCUGGAGGAAGCCGAGAAGAGACUGGACUCGGAGCUGGAGAUCUCCAACGAGCCGGACAAGAUCAAGAUACAACUGACCAAACACAAGGAGUUCCAGAAAGCUCUGGGCUCCAAGCAGCCGGUGUACGACACCACAGUGAGGUCGGGGAGGGCCAUGAGGGACAAGGCCCAGCUGCCGGCGGACACCCAGAGACUGGAUCACCUGGUGGGAGAAGUCCGGGACAAGUGGGACACGGUCUGUGGGAAGAGCGUGGAGAGACAACACAAGCUGGAGGAGGCGCUGCUGUUCUCAGGUCAGUUCGCGGAGGCUCUCCAGGCUCUGGUGGACUGGUUGUACCGAGUGGAACCUCAGCUGGCUGAAGACCAGCCCGUCCACGGAGACCUGGAUCUGGUGUCCAACCUCAUGGACUCACAUAAGAGUUUCCAGAAGGAGCUGGGUAAGAGGACCGGCAGCAUCCAGGCCCUGAGGCGCUCGGCCCGGGAUCUGAUGGAGACGGGUCGCGACGACACGGCCUGGGUCAAAGUUCAGCUGCAGGAGCUGAGCAACCGCUGGGACACGGUGUGCGCCCUGUCCGUCACCAAGCAGACCCGCCUCCAGCAGGGACUCAAACAGGCGGAGGAGUUCCGGACGGCGGUGCAGGUUCUCCUGGAGUGGCUCUCGGAGGCGGAGCAGACGCUGCGGUUCCGCGGCGUCCUCCCGGAGGAGGCGGAGACUCUGCAGGCGCUGCUCCACACACAUCGAGACUUCAUGGGCACCGUGGAGGAGAGGAGGGGGGGCGUCAACAAGGCCGCCGGCAUGGGAGAGUCCAUCCUGACCCUGUGUCACCCGGACUCCAUCACCACCAUCAAACACUGGAUCACCAUCAUCAGGGCGCGUUUCGAGGAGGUGCUGACGUGGGCCAAGCAGCACGAGCAGCGGCUGGAGACGGCUCUGACCGAAGUGCUGAGCAACGCCAACCUGCUGGAGGAGCUGCUGUCCUGGCUGCAGUGGGCCGAGACCACGCUGGUCCAGAGGGACGCCGACUCGCUGCCUCAGGACAUCACACAGCUCAAAUCCCUCAUCACAGAGCACCAGACCUUCAUGGAGGAGAUGACGAUGAAGCAGCCGGACGUGGACAAAGUGACGAAGACGUACAAGAGGAAGCCAGCGGAGCCUCACAGCAGCCUGUCGGAGAGGAGAGGGGCUCGCAAACAGCAGCAGCAGCAGCAGCAGCAGGCGGCCAUGCAGGUUCCAGGAGGAAACCCCCGACUCAACCAGCUCUGUGCCCGGUGGCAGCAGGUGUGGCUGCUCGCUCUGGACCGCCAGCGGAAACUCAACGACGCUCUGGAUCGACUGGAGGAGCUCAAGGAGUUUGCCAACUUCGACUUUGACGUGUGGAGGAAGAAGUACAUGCGCUGGAUGAACCACAAGAAGUCCCGCGUCAUGGAUUUCUUCAGACGCAUCGACAAGGACCAGGACGGGAAGAUCACGCGUCAGGAGUUCAUCGACGGGAUCCUGGCCUCCAAGUUUCCCACCAGCAGACUGGAGAUGACCGCGGUGGCCGACAUCUUUGAUCGAGACGGAGACGGUUACAUCGACUACUACGAGUUCGUCGCGGCUCUUCAUCCGAACAAGGACGCGUACCGACCGACCACCGACGCCGACAAGAUCGAGGACGAGGUGACUCGUCAGGUGGCUCAGUGUAAAUGUGCCAAGAGGUUCCAGGUGGAGCAGAUCGGAGAAAACAAGUACCGGUUUGGCGACUCUCAGCAGCUGCGUCUGGUCAGGAUCCUGCGCAGCACGGUGAUGGUGAGAGUCGGCGGCGGCUGGAUGGCUCUGGACGAGUUCCUGGUUAAAAAUGAUCCAUGCAGAGCUCGUGGGCGAACCAACCUGGAGCUGAGGGAGAAGUUCAUCCUUCCUGAGGGAGCGUCCCAGGGCCUCGCCGCCUUCCGCUCCCGGGGCCGGCGCUCGAAGCCGGGCUCCAGAAACGCCUCCCCCACCCGCUCCUCCUCCUCCGCCUCCCACAGCGGCGCCUCCCUCCCCUCGGCCCCCUCCACCCCCGCCACGCCCACGGCCUCCGCCUCGUCCAGGGGGGCGGCGUCGGGGUCCAAGCUGAAGCGGCCGACCUUCCACUCGAGCCGCGGGUCGUUGACCGGAGAGAACGGAGGAACGACACCAGGAGGCAAACCAGGACGAACCGACCCGAAGCGAGGCGCCAGUGGUCCGACCAGCCGAGCCGGCAGCCGGGCCGGCAGCAGAGCCAGCAGCCGGCGUGGCAGCGACGCCUCGGACGCCUCCGAGCUGCAGGACGCCCGCUCCGUCGGCUCGGACGCCUCCGACACCCCGAGGCGACCGGGCAGCGGCGCCAAACCCUCCAAGAUCCCCACCAUCUCCAAGAAGACGCCCAGCCCGAAGACCCUGGGCUCUGCAAAGAAAUAA